AUGUCGGAAACGCAGGGGAAAUCGAAGAAUAAGUGCGAUGGGUGUAAAAAGUCUCAAGGAGAAGAUGGUAUCAAGAUCUUACGUUGUGGUCGAUGCAAGUCUGCUAUGUACUGUAGUACGACUUGUCAGAAGGAUAACUGGUACUUUCACAAGAACGUCUGCCGCGCGAGGGGCGCCGUGGCGGAGGGUAAAAAAUGGUAUGACCCGUUCCGAAAGUGUAGGGACGGCACUUCGCAUUUCGGUGACCUAGAGCUUAUGACCUGGGGGGAUACGUGUCCCAGGGAUGAGAAUGACCACAGAUUGGGGUGGGGAAACUGCUUUGUGGAUGAGGCGCUGCAGCUGAAGCGCAAGUACGAAGAGGAGUUCGGGUCCGACGAUAUUGCUAUGUAUGGGUACUGGUCUCAUGGCUUUCGCUGGACAUGCUGUGGCAUGGCGGCAGGCCAGAACGACGGGUGCGACCACCAUGGCACAGGACCAGACCCUUGCCAAUGCGACUUCUGCCACAUGGGCAAAUCGUUACCAGACAGUAUCUAUAACAUGGACACUUUAGAGCGUCGUGGAUUAAACCUUCCCCGAGGGCCUGACCCGCGGUCUUUCCACCUCGUGAAAGCAUCGUUGGCAGGCUUUGCGCGGCCAUUCAUGGGAAUGCCGGAAUAA
This is a messenger RNA of Annulohypoxylon maeteangense, 657 nucleotides long. RefSeq lists its product as uncharacterized. The coding region runs from base 1 to 657 and encodes 218 amino acids. NCBI's taxonomy places the organism in Eukaryota, Fungi, Ascomycota, Sordariomycetes, Xylariales, Hypoxylaceae. The transcript is spliced from 3 exons. The record is from RefSeq and is a predicted model, not a curated record.